Chanos chanos (milkfish) is the source of this 2598-nucleotide messenger RNA. RefSeq names its product DDHD domain containing 1b (gene ddhd1b). Gene Ontology annotation, molecular function: metal ion binding; glycerophospholipase activity. The transcript is spliced from 14 exons. Lineage: Eukaryota; Metazoa; Chordata; Actinopteri; Gonorynchiformes; Chanidae. Gene Ontology annotation, cellular component: cytoplasm. The coding region runs from base 1 to 2598 and encodes 865 amino acids. The record is from RefSeq and is a predicted model, not a curated record.
AUGGUUCCUGUCGGCACAGAGGAGGGAGGAGAUUUCGAAACCGUUAUUUUUGAUAUCAUAAAGUAUUACUGGAAUAUGUCAAAUGAAGUGUUUGUGUCUGAUUACGAAGAAACUAUGAGCGACACGAUACACGGUGAGAUGGAUUCGGUGCAGCCGGGUUUGGAUGGGCAUCUACAGCUGCUCAGAGGCCGACGCGGGUUAUCUGAGGAUGGUGUGUUAUUGGGCAUAGUGGAAGAUGCUUACUCUGAUUAUCACAACCGCCUUAGAUCAGACCCGGACUCAUCUUAUCUCGACAUAUCCGACGAUCCGAAUUACAGUGAAAGUGAUGGAAACGUUGCGACGAAAAAGCGAAACCGCUCCAACAGCUCCAGGCACCGGGGAGAAGUCGUCACGGAGCUUGGGCCAGAGGAAGUCCGGUGGUUUUACAAGGAAGAUAAAAGAACGUGGAAGCCUUUCGUCGGACACGACUCAUUGAAAAUUGAGGUCGCAUAUCGCAAAUUCUGCGAACUCAAUCCAGACAGGGUCAGACGCCGGGGAACCGUCUAUUCGGGGGAUUUAAGCGAAUCUGUGACGUGUGUUGAAGCAGCAGGGGGGGAUCCUGAGGGGGUUACUGCUGUCCAAGUGGAGCCGCUUGCUGCGGAAAGGGUAGACGAGGCUUGUCCAUCAGAGGAGAGAGACCUGGACUCUAUAAACGUCAGCUUAGAGGCAGUGUGCGUUCGUGGAGGUCUAUACGAAGUUGAUGUCAAAGAGAAAGAAUGCUACCCAGUGUACUGGAACCAGCAGGACCGUAUUCCUGUAAUGAGGGGACAGUGGUUUACCGAUGGCACGUGGCUUCCCCUGGAGGAGGAGGACAGCGACCUGAUUGAGCUAGAACACUUAGCCUGUUUCCGUGGUCAACGCAUGAAAGAUACGUUUGAGACCGAGGUGGUGACGACCACUGUAGACAGUAAGGACGCGAUUCACAGUUUGAAACUGAGUCGCAGUCACGUUGACUGGCACAGCGUGGACGAGGUUUACCUUUACAGCGAUGCCACAACCUCCAAGAUCGCUCGCACCGUCACACAGAAACUAGGCUUCUCCAAAGCCUCUAGCAGCGGAACCCGCCUGCACCGUGGUUACGUGGAGGAGGCAGCUCCUGAAGACAAGCCCCCAGAGACGACGCACAUUGUCUUUGUGGUGCACGGGAUCGGGCAGAAGAUGGACCAGGGACGGAUCAUCAGGAACACAAGCAUGAUGCGUGAUGCAGCCCGUAAAAUGGAGGAAAAACACUUUUCCGAUCGUACCACGGAGCACGUGGAGUUCCUGCCGGUGGAGUGGAGGUCCAAACUAGCCCUGGAUGGAGACACGGUGGACUCCAUCACUCCUGAUAAAGUCAGAGGCCUCAGAGACAUGUUAAACAGCAGUGCUAUGGACAUUAUGUACUAUACCAGUCCCCUGUACAGGGACGAGAUUACCAGAGGUCUGACCUUGGAGCUGAACCGUCUCUACUCCCUGUUCUGCUCGCGGAACCCUGAGUUUGAGGAGAACGGAAAGGUGUCGAUCGUCGCCCACUCUCUGGGCUGCGUCAUCACCUUCGACAUCAUGACUGGCUGGGAUCCUGUCCGCUUUCAUCAUCAGGUGGCGAUGGAUGCCACGGAAACAGACACGAGAAGAAUGGGACACGAGGAACAGCGACUGCUGGAGGAACUCCGACUCACUCGCUUGAGAUUGAGGGAUUUGGAAGAUCGGCUGCAGGAUGUAAAGUCCUCGUCCUCUCUCACUUCGCCCGCCCUCAGAUUCAGGGUUGAAAACUUCUUCUGUAUGGGUUCUCCCUUGGCUGUGUUCUUGGCUCUGCGAGGAGUGAGACCAGGCACAAACGGAACCCAAGAUCACAUUCUAUCCAGAUCAAUCUGCCAGCGCCUCUUCAACAUCUUCCACCCUACGGACCCAGUGGCUUACAGGCUAGAGCCCCUCAUCCUAAAACACUACAGCAACAUCUCCCCAGUCCAGAUUCACUGGUAUAACACAAACAGCCCCACGCCGUAUGACCAGAUCCGGCCGACGCUGCUGAACCCGCUGAAGGAGAGCACCUCCGUGUCAGACACCGAGAGCAUCCCCAGUCCCUGCACGUCACCCCCGCAACCACGCAGACACUACGGAGAGUCCAUUACCAGCCUGGGCAAAGCCAGCAUUAUGGGAGCGGCGAGCAUAGGCAAAGGAAUCGGCGGAAUGCUGUUCUCCCGAUUUUCCCGAUCGAGCGGCCAGGUCGGCAGUGCGGAGGAGGGGCCAUCAGACUCUGAGGGUGGCACCUGUGACGCUGAGGGCGUGGUCUCAGGGGAAGAGGAGGUGGCCACAGAGGCAGAGGAGAAAUUUGAGGAGAAGGGAGAAGAAGCCACCUUAUCACACUCCACCACCGCCAUAAUGGACAACUCUUCCUUGGAGCUGGAGAGACGCAUUGACUUUGAGCUGAGGGAGGGCUUGGUGGAGAGCCGCUAUUGGUCAGCCGUGACGUCGCACACAGCCUAUUGGUGCUCUCAUGACGUGGCGCUAUUUCUCCUGACCUUCAUGUACAAGCCGAAAGAGGUGGAGGAAACCACAGAGAAAACUCUAGAAUCUUAA